AUGAGAACCCAAACCGUAAUUCUGAGCUGUGCUCUUCUGGCACUUCUGGUUGCCUAUCUUCCAUCGGGAGAAGCAGUCACCUGCGCCGACGAUCCAACCGACGUGGAUUGCGUUGACUGUACUCUAGCUGACAAUGAAGAUGAUCCUGAGUGCCUAGCUGAAGAGGAAGAGACCACAGAUGCCCCAGUGGAAGCUUCGACAGAGGAAGCUACGACAGAGGAAGCUUCGACAGAGGAAGAUGACACAGAGGUUACUACCGAAGAGGCUGUGGAACCGACCACACCGAGAGGCUGCGGUGGACAACGUCAUGGUGGACGUGGCGGACGUGGUGGACGUGGCGGACGUGGUGGACGUGGUGGACGUGGCGGACGUGGUGGACGUGGUGGACGUGGUGGACGUGGUGGACGUGGUGAUCGUGGUGGUCGUGGUGGACGUGGUGGACGCGGUGGACCCGGUGGACGCGGUGGACCCGGUGGACGCCGUGGACCCGGUGGACCCGGUGGACGCGGUGGACGUGGUGGACGUGGUGGACCCGGUGGACGUGGUGGACGUGGUGGAAGGCGCGGCGGCAGAGGAGGUCGCUUUUAG
Molecule: messenger RNA, 588 nt
Organism: Drosophila grimshawi
Lineage: Eukaryota; Metazoa; Arthropoda; Insecta; Diptera; Drosophilidae
Product: mesenchyme-specific cell surface glycoprotein-like
Exons: 1
Coding region: 1-588 (195 amino acids)
Source: RefSeq, a predicted model, not a curated record